Molecule: messenger RNA, 2645 nt
Organism: Octodon degus (degu)
Lineage: Eukaryota; Metazoa; Chordata; Mammalia; Rodentia; Octodontidae
Gene: Orc3
Product: origin recognition complex subunit 3
Exons: 19
Coding region: 56-2077 (673 amino acids)
Biological process (GO): DNA replication initiation; DNA replication
Cellular component (GO): nuclear origin of replication recognition complex; nuclear pre-replicative complex; DNA replication preinitiation complex
Molecular function (GO): DNA replication origin binding
Source: RefSeq, a predicted model, not a curated record
CGAGGGUGCGCGGGAAAUCCCGAGUGCAUCCGGAAUCCUCUCGGCUUAUGGGACCAUGGCCACCUCUUCGGUGUCCAAGGGCUGUUUUGUGUUUAAACCGAAGUUCAAGAAGAGAAAGAUCUCUGUGCCAAUAGAGGAAUAUUUUAAUAAAGGGAAAAAUGAAUCUGAAGACAGUAAACUUCGAUUUGAAACUUAUCACUUGAUAUGGCAGCAGAUGAAAUCAGAAACUGAGCGACUACAGGAGGAAUUAAAUAAAACUCUGUUCAACAAUCUGAUUGAAUUUUUGCAAAAGUCUCAUUCUGGGUUCCAGAAAAAUUCAGAGGACUGGGCCUGUCAAAUAAAACUUAAGGAAAUUCCAACAGCUGCUCUUGUCCUUGGUGUGAAUGUCACAGAUCAUGAUUUAAUAUUCAGAAGUCUAACAGAGGCCCUUCAGAAUAUUAUCACACCAUAUGUAGUCUCUUUGCAAGCUAAAGAUUGUCCAGAUAUGAAACAUUUUUUACAGAAGUUGCUCUCACAGUUAAUGGACUGCUCUGUAGAUACAAAACCCAAAGAAGGAGAAAGUGUUCAGGUCACCCAGAAAAAGACACAUUGUUCAAUGGACUCACUUUCCAGUUGGUAUAUGACUGUUACACAGAAGACAGAUCCAAAAAUGCCAAGCAAAAUGAGGAAUACUUCUAGUCAAUGGCAGUCUCCUCCUGUUGUGCUAAUAUUAAAGGAUAUGGAGAGCUUCACCACAAAAGUACUUCAAGACUUCAUAACUGUCACCAGUGAACAUCUACAUGAAUUUCCACUGAUACUGGUUUUUGGAAUCGCCACAUCUCCUAUUAUCAUCCACCGGCUGCUUCCUCAUGCGGUCUCGUCUCUGUUGUGUAUAGAGUUGUUCCAGUCUCUGUCUUGCAAAGAGCACCUGUCCACAGUGCUUGACAAGCUACUUCUUACAACUCAGUUUCCCUUUAAAAUAAGUGAAAAAGUAUUACAAGUUCUGACCAACAUCUUUUUAUAUCAUGAUUUCUCAAUUCAAAACUUUGUAAAAGGACUUCAGCUUUCUCUUUUAGAACAUUUUUAUUCCCAGCCCUUAAGUGUUCUGUGCUGCAGUCUUCCAGAAGCUAAAAGAAGAAUAAAUUUUUUAUCAGCUAACCAAUGUGAAAAUAUCCGACGUCUUCCGUCAUUUAGGAGGUAUGUGGAAAAACAACCUGCAGAAAGGCAAGUUGCACUACUGACCAAUGACAGAUUUUUGAAGUUUUAUUUCAAGUCAGAUAUUAAAGAGCCCUUUGAAGAAGAUUAUAUGGCCUCACAUCUUAUUUGCAUAAUUGCCAUCAUUAUGAUGUUGGCAAAGGAUGAACUGAUGACUAUUCUUCAGAAAUGUUUCAAAGUUUUCAGUUCCUCUUCUGAAAACCAGCUUGGCAGCACAAGAAAGAGAAUAGAGGAGUUCCUGUCCCAGUUUCAGAGCCUGGGUGAUGCCAGAGAAGAAGAUGCUUCUGGGUUGCAGCCAAAGGAGCUUCCAAAGACAGACCUCUAUCAUCUUCAGAAGUCCUUACUGGAAAUGAAGGAGUUAAGAAGAUCAAGUAAGAAGCAAACCAAGUUUGAAGUACUCAGAGAAAAAGUCGUGAAUUUCAUUGACUCUUUGGUAAGAGAAUACCUGCUGCCUCCUGAAACUCAGCCUGUGCAUGAGGUGGUGUACUUCAGUGCCGCGCACACUCUGCGGGAGCACUUGAAUGCUGCUCCGCGAAUCGCCCUCCACACGGCACUCAACAAUCCUUACUAUUAUCUAAAGAAUGAAGCGCUGAACAGUGAAGAGGGCUGCAUUCCAAAUAUCGCCCCUGAUAUCUGCAUAGCGUAUAAACUGCACUUGGAGUGUAGUAGGCUGAUCAACCUUGUGGACUGGUCAGAGGCUUUUGCAACAGUUGUGACAGCUGCUGAAGAAAUGGAUGCAAAUUCGAAGGCCUCAGAAGAAAUGAAUGAAAUAAUCCAUGCUCGGUUUAUUAGAGCUGUUUCUGAACUAGAACUUCUAGGAUUUAUAAAGCCUACCAAACGGAAGACUGACCAUGUGGCCAGGCUAACAUGGGGCGGCUGCUAAAAUGCCAGUAGGUGAAGCUACAAGGAUUACAUUUAGCUGAAGAGAACCGUGAGCCAGUCAUGUUUAUAUGCCACUAGAGGAGUCUAUUUUCAUGAGAAAAAUGUGCAGUCCCUUUAUAGUGUUUAAGCAGAAAGUACACUGCUAACCCCAAACAGGUGUAUAUUAAAACUUUGGAGUAGUUUAGACUCCCACAAAUAACAUGCUUAAAUUAUAAUUAAAGCCUCUCAUACAUUAUUGCACUUUCCAGUCAUUAUUACGAGUAAAUCAUCUUGAUCAUAUAUAUGAAUAUAAUUUCUUCAUCCAGCAAUUGGGUAGCUGUUCAACUCAUUCCACCUCUCAUUUUUUGCACUGACUGGCAUUUGUCACUUUAGUGCCUCCAGUAACAUGAAUGUCCUACAAGUUUGUUUCUUGUUGUGAUCACUAGACUGCUUUCGCCUCCCUGUUUCUUUUAGUCUUAAAACUUGCCAGGUCCCAAGCUGGUUGGCCUUCCACUUACAGAGAAUAAGUAUACUUGUGGAUGACCCAUCAUGGAGUCUUAACUGGCAGUAAAAAUAAAUUUGUUUUGUGA